AUGUUUUUAAAACUUGUGGCGCUGUUCUUGCUGACCUACGAGUCGCUGGCUGACAUCCCUCCCCUAUAUCGAUCGCGACCAUAUGAUAUUGGUGCGUUCGACCGAUGGCCUCACCAGCUGUACCACUCCAGCAAUGCUAUUGGACCUAUCCUGAACGUUCUUGAGGAAAACUCACAGUGUUACAAUGAGAGCAUUUACACUGUUGUGCCAUACUGGGGAAAGCAGGUGAACAUUCCGGGAGUGAUGCUCCUCGAUACAAAAGGUUAUCUCGUUUGGCAUACUACCGGGUAUGUCACAGCAGACAUACAAUAUUUUCAAGGAGAGGACUAUAUUGUCUCCCUAUCUGAAGAUUCAAGCUAUUACGCAUUAAUAAACUCCCGCUACGAGGAAGCUUAUCAAAUCCGUUCAGGCAACGGUUGGCAGCUUGAUGCGCAUGAGUUAACCCUGAGUUCCUCAGGGACUGCACUUCUAGUUAUCAAUGGUGUCUUCGCGGUAAACCAAACAACCUUCGAAGCACCACUGGGAGUCGAUUUCAUUCUGGAUGCAGGGUUUCAGGAGAUCGAAGUCCAGACCGGAGAGGUACUAUUUGAAUGGCGAGCUUCAGACCAUUAUAGCUUUGAGGAGUACUAUCAUCUCCAACCGGGUGAUGGUAAAACCGAAAAAACCGCUCCUGAUUUGUUCCAUGUCAACAGCAUCGAAAAAGACGAUCUCGGCAAUUACCUCAUCUCCUGUCGAAUGAUGAGCUCCAUUGCCUACGUGGAUGGUCAAACAGGCGCUGUGAUCUGGAAGCUAGGAGGAAAAGCAAAUAUGUUCAAAGACCUUUCCGGUGGCGCCGCAACAGCCUUCAAUGGUCAGCACCAUGCCCGGUUCCACAAAGAUGGCCAGAUUGUUUCCAUUUUCGAUAACGGGAACUGUCCUGGUCGUCCAGUGACAGGUCCAACCCGGGGUUUGACACUGGUCCUGGAUAUAGAGAAGAUGACUGUGCAGUUGCAGCAUGAAUACAUCAGUCCGAACAGUGUUCUCACGGACAACAGUGGAUCGAUGCAGGUCUUGGAUAGCGGCAAUGUGGUUCUAGGUUUUGGUCCGAAUGCGAACUGGGCUGAAUACGCCUCGAAUGGAUCUCUGCUUUGCAACGUUCAUCUGGGCCCCGAGACAUUCUUCAACAGCGGCGAAAUCCGUACCUACCGGAUCUCGAAGAGUCCCUGGGUUGGUCAUCCUCAGGGCAUGCCUAACAUUGCUGUGGACGGUGGACGGGUGUAUGUGAGUUGGAAUGGAGCCACAGAAGUGUUUAUGUGGUCUUUGAGCGGAAUCGAUAUUGAGGCUGCCUGGGGAGAAUCAGUUUUCUUGGGGACAUUUCUGAAAGAUGGCUUUGAGACUGAGAUAUAUGUUCCUACCAGCCCGACGUGUCGAUAUUUCUUCAUCAGCGCUCUGGACAGAGCCGGUCAGGUUCUCGGGUCGACCCCUACAGUGCAGUGGCCUGCUAAGUUUAGACAAGGUAUUGUAUACCAGGGUCUUUGA
Messenger RNA from Penicillium robsamsonii, 1518 nucleotides. RefSeq lists its product as uncharacterized. Lineage: Eukaryota; Fungi; Ascomycota; Eurotiomycetes; Eurotiales; Aspergillaceae. The coding region runs from base 1 to 1518 and encodes 505 amino acids. The record is from RefSeq and is a predicted model, not a curated record. The transcript is spliced from 2 exons.